UCACUCUUUUAGAGUGACUCUAAGUGUUUGCUUCAAUUCGUGUUACUAAUUUUCUUUAUUUUCUGUUUUUCGAUUUCUAUUUUUCCUUGUGGUCUUAAUCUUCAUAAUUACUUCAACAAAUAUCUGUUAAUAAAAGUGAACAUCUUAAUUGUGGGAAUCAAUCACAUUUUACCAAAAUGAAAGUUAGCCGUAAAAGGCGCGGAAAUUUACCAAAGGAAUCUGUUCAUAUUCUAAGGAUUUGGUUAUAUGAUCAUCGUUAUAAUGCUUAUCCUUCUGAUCAAGAAAAACUUCACCUUUCCCAAGCUGCCAAUCUUACCGUUCUUCAAGUUUGUAAUUGGUUUAUCAAUGCUCGUCGACGUAUCUUACCUGAAAUGAUUCGUAAAGAAGGAAAUGAUCCUCUUAUGUACACAAUUACUCGGAAAAGUUCAACUCGACGUCAAUCAAAUCAUUCAUCGGACUCUUUUUUGCACGGUUCAAAUUCAUCUUCAUCUGACGAAAAUUUUGCUUACAUUUCUAACAAUGUUACCGAAGAGAACGUUAAUAUGACCGAGUGCAAUGAAGACACUGAGAGUGACAUAGAUGUUUAUUCCGAUGAUAGUAUUGAAAGUACUUCCUCAUCCACCUUAACCUUUACAAGUUCAAUUAGUCCCACACCAUCGUCCUCAUCAUCAAGUGGUAACUCUUCUUGGAAUGAAGCUCAACCAAUUAAAUUGUCUCAACGAUGGAGGCGCAAUCAUGAACAAGAACUUCUUAAAUCUGUAAAAGAAUCAAAUUUAGAGGAAGAUUCAUUAUCGACAACAACAAUUACCACAACCUCAUCACCUUUAGACAGUCUCUCUCGAGCUUCCCUUCAAUUAUCAUGUAGUCCACCCAACAAAACCAAAGCCGUUGCCUCAUGGUUGACUCAAAAUGACCGACAAUCAAAUUGUCAUGUAAUCGACUUGCCUGUAAUCCCUCCUCCUGUCAAUGUUUGUCGCGCUGAUUCAGGUAUCGUUUCAUCAGACUCAUCUUCAUCCGCAAUUAGUACAAUCGCCAGCGGAUUUACCUCUUUACCUUCAUCAGCACCUUUAUCACCUUUAUAUUCAUUAAGUUCACUAUCAACAUCUUCAUCAUCUUCAUUAACAUCAUUAUCAUUGUCACCAAUUCCACCAUCACACACAUUUACACCGCCACCAUCAUCAUCAUCACCAUCACAUCAUUACCAACUUUCAUCUUCAUCAACAUUUACACCCAUCAACACAACAAUUACAUAUUUUUCAUCUAAUGACUUCACUCCAGUUAACGAUGACCCUUUCUGUUGCCUUCGGAUUCUUGCUCAAGCAGCUUGUAAUGAAUUAGAAAAACAAUCAAUGCUGGUUAGAUGAAGUAAUUGACAAUAUUGAUUUAGUUUAUAAAAGCAUCAACAAACAAACAAAAAAAUAACAUAUAUAACAGAUAAAUCAAAAUUUCUCUGACAAGUUUGAUUACUUUAAAUCAAAAAAAACUUUCAAUAAAAUUUAAUUUUUUCUCUAUAAACCGAUAGAUGGCGACUGCGUCUGAACAAAGAAGAAAAAAACUAAUUUCUCUAAUUAAAGCGAAAGCUUUUCCCAUAUUCUCCUUCAAUCAACGUUAAUUGUGAUUAGAUUAAUGGAACAAUUAAUAAAGCUUGUAAUUUGUAAUCUAAA
Messenger RNA from Panonychus citri (citrus red mite), 1664 nucleotides. RefSeq lists its product as uncharacterized. Gene Ontology annotation, biological process: regulation of transcription by RNA polymerase II. The transcript has 3 exons. NCBI's taxonomy places the organism in Eukaryota, Metazoa, Arthropoda, Arachnida, Trombidiformes, Tetranychidae. The record is from RefSeq and is a predicted model, not a curated record. Gene Ontology annotation, molecular function: RNA polymerase II cis-regulatory region sequence-specific DNA binding; DNA-binding transcription factor activity, RNA polymerase II-specific. The coding region runs from base 177 to 1364 and encodes 395 amino acids.